CAAACGUCCUGGAAACCCGAGAAGACCCACCGUGCGGGGUGAAGGUGGAAGGGGUACGCGGAGAAGGAGGGGUUGGAAAAGUGGUGCAACAGCAGGCACACAAACCGAACAACGCACAAACAGAGUGACAGAGAGAGAGAGAGAGAGAGAAAGAGGCGCGAGAAAGAAAAAUGCUGCUCGCCCGCAGACGGCACUGAAGGUCACCGAGUCGAGAGAAAUGGCCGCCCGGACGGAGAAACAACCGGCCAAAGUCACGGACCCGGGCAACGCAGCGAUCCCACUGAAAUUCAUCUACGUCCCGCAGAAGAUCGAGGUGUACGAGCACGAGACGGCCAUCUUUCAGUGUAUCAUCGAGGGAUACCCAGCGCCGGUGAUGCGAUGGCAGCGAAAUGGCGUCACUCUCGCGCCAUCACGUACCAUUUCCAUCCAGAGUAAGGGAUCACUGUGCACGAUGAAGAUCCAGGGUGUAGCUUCAAAGGACGCCGGACCGUACCAGCUGGUGAUUGGGAAUGCUAGCGGCCAGGUAGAGCGCACGAUUGAGCUGCUGGUGCUGGAGAAGAUCCGCACGAUCAACCGCGUGCAGCGUAACAGCCAGCCAGCGAACAGUAGCAUGAGGAUCUACCGGCACAUCGAUGACUACUCGCCACUGGUCGGUGAGUAUAUCAUGCUGAAUGCGGAAUACUACGCCCCAUCGAUCCCGACGCUGCGGUGUUUCCACAAUGGCCGUGAGCUUGAGGAUGCGAGGAUCUUCCACCGCAGCGUUAGCCCGCGUAAUAUGUCACUCGUCCUUGAGAAGGCACGUCCUGCGGACUCGGGUACGUACACCUGCGUGCUGGAGACGAUCGAUGGUUGCAUGAAGGUGAUGUCGGCGGAGAUUGACGUCCAGGAUCCGAAGUGGUCCGUCCCGAUCGACAAAAUGGCGCGCAUCGUGCGUGAACUUCCGAAGGUGAUCACGAUCACGGAAGGUACGGAAGUUGAGCUCGCGCUGGAGCUACACUGUUCGGAGUUGUUUAAGUGCGUGUGGAAACGGAAUGGCCGACCUGUGAAGGAUUCGAGUGAUUUUGCGUACAUCGAUCAUGGCAAUGGUCAGUUGGGUUUGCGUCUAAAGGACCCUUUUUUGGACGACGCAGGUCUGUUCGAGUGCUGCAUCGAGGCGGCUACACAGCAGUUGAGUUCGAGCUGUUAUCUGGACGUGCUCGAGUUGGAACAACAGUCUCCAACGAUGGCAAAAGAUCGCGAUCAACAGCUACCGGCACGUUUCGUGCGCUUCCCGCUGUCACAGAUCGCCCUCGAGGGUGAUAAUGUGGAGUUUUACGCCUGCGUUUCGCCACCAGACUCCCGCAUCCGGUGGUUUGUGCGUGGUGCGGAAAUUACCAGCGGCACCAAAGGAUUCUCGAUCGAGUCGCGAGACGAUGGUGGCAACAUACUGCGGAUAUUCAACAGCACGUACCGUCAAAGUGGUGAAGUACGAUGCGCUAUCACGUGCAAUGGCACCGACUCUUACCGGCAGGUGUUCGCACACGCAGACCUCUGUGUGCUGCCGAAGGCGUACUUGGGCACUCUCGAUCGGAAGGAGAUCGAACGGUACAGUGGUGUGAAUCAGAAGCUGCGCUUUCUUCAUUGUCUACAGGACGAAGUAGUGCUGCAGGGUGAUGACGUGAUCAUUGAGGCUUGCUUCCAGGGCAAAUCAACGGCUGAACUUCGGUGGAAACGAUCGGGACGAUCGAUAGCAGACAGCAACGCGAUUACGUGUAACCUACCCGGUCGGACACGACUUCUGCUGACGAACAUCGAACCCGCUCAGGGUGGGAAGUAUAGCGUUCAACUCGAUAAGGCCUGCCCGGAGACGGAGUUAUCGAUGUGUCUGCGGGUCGAAUCACCUCCAGAACCACCUGCUGGCAGACCGACGGUGACCAUCACCUCACAAGACGCCCUAACCGUGUCCUGGAACCCGGCUCCGUACGAUGGAGGAAGUGCCAUAACCGGAUUUGUGAUCGAGAUGCAUCUCGAGCAGAAUGACGCACAGGACGUGUGGAUCUUCGCGAAGCGUGUACCGAACUCCUUCUCGUGCGUGAUCGAUGGACUACGGCAGGACGCACGCUACCGGUUCCGGAUACGGGCGGAGAACGUGCACGGUACGAGUCAUCCAACACCUGCUAGUGACUUCUUUGCCCCCGGUGAGGAUAAACGCACCAACGGCACGGGAAAUCGAUCGAUCGCGAGUCCCACCUCGAGCGGCACCAGCUUCUGCAGUGAUGGGAAUGAGGAUGGCAGCCUCACGGACGGUGGAACAGAUGGGCUAAAUAGUACCGUGACACCAGCAACACCGACCGGAUUAGCGAUCCGACCAGGUGGCGACUUCGAUGAGCAGUUCGAGGUGGUUAAGGAAGUUGGUAAGGGCCGGUUUGGUGUGGUGUACAAGGUGGUGGCACGGCAAGGUGAAAACGCAGGAACCGUGCUGGCGGCGAAGAAGGUGAAGUGCAUCCGGUUGAAGGACAAAGAACGCGUGUGGCAGGAAACGGUCAUCAUGGAGGGUCUCGAACAUCCGAAGCUGUUGCGAUUGUUCGCGACGUUCGAGCUGCCGAAGGAGAUCAUUAUGGUGGUGGAGUACAUCUCGGGUGGUGAGCUGUUCGAGCGUGUGGUGGCCGAUGACUUCACCCUCACCGAGAAGGACUGCGUCAUUUUCGUGCGGCAGAUCUGUCGCGGUGUGGAGCACAUGCACAGUCGACAGAUCGUUCAUCUCGAUCUGAAGCCUGAGAACAUUAUGUGUGCGACCAAAACGAGCCAUGAGAUCAAGAUCAUCGAUUUUGGGCUUGCGCAACGACUGUGUUCAUCGAGCCCGACACGUGUGCUGUUCGGUACGCCGGAGUUCAUCGCACCGGAAAUCAUCAACUACGAGCCGAUCAGCGUCCAGUCGGACAUGUGGAGCAUCGGUGUAAUAUGUUACGUGCUGCUGUCAGGAUUGUCCCCGUUCAUGGGUGACAACGACGUGGACACGUUUAGCAACAUCACGCGGGCCGAGUAUGACUUCGACGAUGAGGCGUUCGAUUUGGUGUCAGACGAAGCAAAAGAGUUCAUUGCUGGGUUGUUGCGAGGCCGCCAGGAAGAACGACUGACCGCUCAGCAGUGCCUGCAGUCCGAGUGGCUAUCACUCAAGGGUGGUGACAACGUCGGGGUGAACCAGAUCCGGACGGAUAAGCUGAAAAAGUUCAUCAUCCGUAGAAAAUGGCAGAAAACAGGAAACGCCAUACGGGCCCUCGGUAGGAUGGCAAACUUAUCCGCUUCCCGGCGAGUCUCGGUUGUGCCGCGUGAAGCAAACCCUGAGUAGGUACAUUCCGUUGCCCUGUAGGCCGCGAUCCUUGAUGCACGAAUGACGGCGAACGUUACGGUUGAACAUAAGCUUGUUAAUUGAUUCUAAUACCAAAUUAAAGCAUCCGAUGUUGCACGUAAUUGUUUGAUUGUUAUUGUUUUAACUCCAUACAGUCGCUAUGCAAACUAUUAUUUCAAUAAAGCAGUAAUAUAAGCAACA
Molecule: messenger RNA, 3529 nt
Organism: Anopheles nili
Lineage: Eukaryota; Metazoa; Arthropoda; Insecta; Diptera; Culicidae
Product: myosin light chain kinase, smooth muscle-like
Exons: 9
Coding region: 218-3328 (1036 amino acids)
Biological process (GO): protein phosphorylation
Molecular function (GO): protein kinase activity; protein binding; ATP binding
Source: RefSeq, a predicted model, not a curated record